This is a messenger RNA of Prunus armeniaca (apricot), 1401 nucleotides long. NCBI's taxonomy places the organism in Eukaryota, Viridiplantae, Streptophyta, Magnoliopsida, Rosales, Rosaceae. The record is from the annotation of a GenBank genome assembly.
AUGGCAAUUGCAGCAACAACAACCUCAUCAUCAUCAACUAUGAGCGUUAACGACGAAUCCAACAAGGCCGAUCAUGAUCAUGAUCAUCAUCAUGAUGGUGAUGAUGAUGAUGAGCAUGAGCACGACAUGGUGAUGCCGGGCUUUCGCUUCCACCCUACUGAGGAAGAACUUGUAGAGUUCUACCUUCGCCGUAAGGUUGAGGGCAAGCGCUUCAACGUUGAGCUCAUUACUUUUCUUGAUCUUUAUCGCUAUGACCCUUGGGAGCUUCCAGCCAUGGCAGCAAUUGGAGAAAAGGAAUGGUUCUUUUAUGUGCCAAGAGACCGCAAGUACCGCAACGGGGAUAGGCCUAACCGGGUGACUACUUCUGGGUACUGGAAGGCCACCGGAGCCGACCGCAUGAUCAGAAGCGAGAACUUCCGUUCAAUUGGGCUCAAGAAAACCCUAGUCUUUUACUCUGGGAAAGCUCCCAAAGGCAUCCGAACUAGCUGGAUCAUGAACGAGUAUCGCUUGCCGCAUCAUGAAACUGAACGAUAUCAAAAGGGAGAAAUAUCUCUAUGUCGAGUGUACAAGAGAGCUGGAGUUGAAGACCACCCAUCGCUCCCUCGUUCCCUUCCGGCCUCCAAAGCAUCCACAUCAAGAUCAUCGGUACUUGUGGCUCCAUCCACGACCAUAUCAUCAGACAACAAAAAGCAGCACAAUACUAGUACUAAUAUUAAUAACAAUAAUAUUAACACAGUUCAUAGUAUCAUGGAGAAACUCCAAGCUUUUAAUGAAGGCCAAUCACAGCAAUUUCAUCAGGAUCAUGAGCAUCAGGUAGAUCAAAAGAUGAGCGUCGAGCCUGAAGGAAGCAGCGGAAAUUCAGAUGUCACAACAGUUCUUGGGCUUUCCAAGCGUAACGCCUACCACCACAACAACAUUGGACAAGCUCAUCAUCAUCCACUUGAUCAGGAAGAAGGGAUGGCGGCCUUCUUGCACCACUCAAACUCAAAGCAAGCAGCGGCUAAUUGCUUUUCACUGAUCCCCAGUAGUACUAAUUCAUCUGCAACGCUCUUCACCGCGGGUUCUUCUUCUGUUUCGUCCUCCAAUAUGAAUGCAAUUGAUGAUCUUCAAAGACUUUUGACCUACCAACAUGUACAGCAGCAGGCUGCUGCAGCUUCCAGUCAUCACCAACAACAACAUGUACAUCAUCAAGUGGUACAAUACUAUGAUGAUGCUCAUCAUCAUCCCCAACCCAACAACCUUUUCUCCACUUUCCCUGCAGCAGCACCACAUGUACAAUCAGCUAUACCGCCGCAGCAGCUGGCCCCCAACGCACUUCCAACUGCUUUCUCCGACCGCCUAUGGGACUGGAAUCCAAUCUCAGAUCCAAAUCGGCCGGACUACAACAAUCCAUUCAAGUAA